AUGAAGGAAAUAGAUGAUCUCCUAGAACAGCUAAGAUCAAAGACUAAUGAAGUAAAUCAAUUAAGUGAUCCGGUCAAAACCUUGAAAAUGCAAAAUGAAACAUAUCAGUCUCAGCUGCAAAAAUUUGCUCACACGACUGAAAAAACUACGUUUUCCUACAAAUGCUUGACUGGACUAUGUGUUGAAAACUUUGAUUGUCUGUUUGCUUGUGUUGAUCCCUACAUUUCUGCCAUAAUUUAUCCUAAUUGUAAAACUCAUCAACAGAGAAAGUUGACAAAAAGAACUGAGUUGAUGUGCUUUAUGACAAUAUGUAGACAUACACUUCACCUAGGUAUUACUGGGUACAUGUCAGGCACCAGUGUAUCAACUCAAUCUAGAAUCUUUACAGCAUGGGCUGUUUUUCUCUCAACCCUGUUUGAUCAAUUAGACUUGAGUCCCUGCCCCCGGAGAGGUUCUUUCUCCUCUACCUCUGGAAUUUUAUGCAUCUGGCUUCCAGGACACAGUGUUGCUCGGAGACUGCACAGAGAACUGGAUUGCUUCACCAGAAAACUUUGACAUCAGCAAUGCAACAUUCAGUUCAUACAAAAACCAUGACACUGGCAAAACUGGAAUUUGGAUAACACUAUAUGGCAGUCUUGUCAUGUGCACUGACACUUAUGCUGGGUCAAUUUCUGAUAACGAUUUAACAGCUGACUGUGGGGUACUUGAUAUGAUACAAGAUGAGAGGGCCACAGCGCUGACAGAUAAGCGGUUUGGAAUUGAAGACUUGUGUCAUGCCAAAGGCCUUUCACAUAAUCAUCCUCCAAUGAAAUUUGAGGCGCAGUUCGAGGAGACAGACAUAGCAAAAAAAUUUGAUGUGGCCACCCUACGGAUCUACAAUGAAAACUACAUUGGACGCAUGCGGGAUUGGUCAAUUUUGAAUACUUGCUGGCCCAAGAACAGGAUUGACAUUCUAAGAUGUGUAUACAAAGUGCUGGCUAAUAUUGUAAACAUCUUAUUUGACCCUAUCUGUGCUAAAGAGGCAACUACCCAAUCAAAGUCAAGAGAAUUGUCUCAUGGUGCAACAACACCACUUUCAUUUUUGAUAUAA
Molecule: messenger RNA, 1090 nt
Organism: Porites lobata
Lineage: Eukaryota; Metazoa; Cnidaria; Anthozoa; Scleractinia; Poritidae
Source: the annotation of a GenBank genome assembly